UUGAGAUAAACAAGUCAACAACAACCAUGGCGGCCGUGGUAGGGAGGAGAGGGCUUGUAUCCCUUCCCUCUUGGUCAAAUAGAUUAAUAUUCUUCAGAAAUCUUGCCACAACCUCCAUAAAGAGGUCAGAAGCUCCUGCAACGGCUGAGUUCUACACCGACGAACACAAGGAGCUGCAGAGGUCGCUGAAGAAGCUGAUCGACUCAGAGAUCAACCCACACGUGGACCAAUGGGAAGCUGAGGGUCAAUUUCCCGCCCAUGAAGUGUUCGGGAAGUUGGGAAAAGCAGGGUUCCUGGGAGUUUGUAAGCCAGAAGAGUAUGGCGGACUUGGUCUUGACUACAGCUACAGCAUGGCCAUGUCUGAGGCCUUGGGCACCAUUAACUGUGGUGCUAUCCCCAUGGCCGUGGCUGUCCAGACUGACAUGUCAACCCCUGCUUUGGCCAGGUUUGGAAGCAAUUACCUGAAGGAGGAGUUCUUAGCUCCAAGCAUCUCUGGGGAAAAGGUAUCCUGUCUCGGUGUCAGUGAACCAGGUGCGGGGUCCGACGUGGCCAGCAUACAGACCACAGCCAAACGCGAUGGGGACGACCUCAUCAUCAACGGUCAGAAGAUGUGGAUCACCAACGCAUGGCAGGCUGACUGGAUCUGUCUCUUGGCGAACACUUCCCAGGGACCAGCUCACCUCAACAAGUCUCUCAUCUGUGUCCCCAUGAAUAGUCCAGGCAUUCAUCUGACCAAGAGGAUUGACAAGAUGGGAAUGCGGUCAUCUGACACAGCUCAGAUAUUCUUUGAGGACGUGAGGGUUCCUGCCAAAAAUAUCAUAGGUGAUGAAGGAAUGGGCUUCACCUACCAGAUGUUGCAGUUUCAGGAGGAGCGUCUGGCAGGUGCAGUUCUCACUAUCCCUCCGAUGGAUACCUGUAUACAGAGCACCAUUGCCUACACGAAAGAACGUAAAGCCUUUGGUCAGCCGCUGCUCAACAACCAAUGCAUCCAUUUCCGUCUGGCUGAACUAGAGACAGAAAUUGAAUGUUUGAGGUCCCUCAUCUACAGAGCUACUGAUCUGUACGUCGCUGGAGAAGAUGUGACAAAAUUGGCCUCAAUGGCAAAAUUGAAGGCUGGUCGGCUAGCUCGUGAGGUGACUGACUCCUGCCUCCAGUUCUGGGGUGGGAUGGGCUUUACAAAUGAGGUUCUUGUGAGUCGGUUCUUCCGUGACAUGCGUCUAGUAUCCAUCGGUGGGGGAGCGGAUGAAGUGAUGCUCAUGAUCAUUUGCAAGUACAUGGACACACUGCCUCGCCUGCCAAGGAAAAAAUAAGUUUUCCACUUAUUAUUUUCUAACUCAGAAAAUAUUUGUGGGGCUUCUGUUGGUAUUGUCUGUCCAGUGGUUUCCACUUGGUAACUUAGGUUCUACUUGAUACGUUGGAACCAAACUUCAGGUAUAUUCUUACUCACAGUUGAUGAAUCCCGUCAGAUUUGGUGUGAUGCAUUAAAUAGCCCAGAAAGUUCAUUAAAGCUUGCCUUUUAUUUUCAGAGAAGAAACAUCUGUGCUAUUUGUUAAGUUCAUUGAAACACAAACAGUCAUAAAAUAUUUUGGUAUUUCAGAGAGACUUACCAUACUGUACGUCCUCCAUCCCAGUGAUUGAGCAAUUGAUUCUGGUUAAUUACCAAUUAUAACAAUAACCCAACUUGUUAAGAAUAAUAGUUCUCAUAUCAAUCAACUAUAACAAUGACCAUAUAUUAGGUGAAUCACCUCAACAUUAAGUUUACACAUUGUCAACUUGUAACAUUAAACACAAGAGCUGCCUGAUGACUGGGUAAAAAAAAAGUCUUUGAACAUCUUUACCCAAACGAGAUGCAAGAAAAAGCCACGACCAGAAAACCUUGUACUGUACAUAACUGAAGAACAUGUGUCCACGUAUAUGUAGGGGAGGUAAAUAGAAGCAGUUAAUCAUACUAAUUCAGGAGUGCUGAAAUCUGUCAAGUCACUGUUGCAUCAAAGUGUAAAUAUUUCACUUGGUAUAAAAUUUUGUACCUUAAGCAGUGCUGUAAAUAGAUUCAUAGAUAGCAUUAGGUAUCAAAUUAUUUUUUGUAUGAUUUCAUACAGUAAUGGAUGGGUUGACACAGUUGAAUGUAUGGAUUGUAUGUAUUACCAAAUUAAACUGAGAAAAUAC
Homarus americanus (American lobster) is the source of this 2166-nucleotide messenger RNA. Its product is annotated as probable acyl-CoA dehydrogenase 6. Lineage: Eukaryota; Metazoa; Arthropoda; Malacostraca; Decapoda; Nephropidae. Gene Ontology annotation, molecular function: acyl-CoA dehydrogenase activity; flavin adenine dinucleotide binding. Bases 27 to 1310 code for a protein of 427 amino acids. The transcript is spliced from 8 exons. Gene Ontology annotation, biological process: fatty acid beta-oxidation using acyl-CoA dehydrogenase. The record is from RefSeq and is a predicted model, not a curated record.